This is a messenger RNA of Acanthosepion pharaonis, 849 nucleotides long. Lineage: Eukaryota; Metazoa; Mollusca; Cephalopoda; Sepiida; Sepiidae. The record is from the annotation of a GenBank genome assembly.
AUGGUUUGUUUGGCCAUAUUGCUAACAUUUGUGCUCGAAACUUUAUCCAAACUACCCACUUCUUCCUCUUUUUUUUCUCUCUCUUUGCUGCCUACUAGUUCUUUUUUGUUUCUCUCUCGUAAGACGAGAGUUCAAUCCGCCUCGUCACUAGGAUAUCUAAUUGCGAAAGGACAUUGUUCACUCUCUCCCCAAACUCUCAUUUCUAAUUUUCAUUCUUCUUUCUUUCUUUCUUUCUUUCUUUCUUUCUUUCUUUCUUUCUUUCUUUGCUGCCAACUGGUUCUUUUUUUCUCUCUCUCUCGUAAGACGGGAGUUCAAUCCGCCAUUCCCCAGACUCUCAUUUCUAAUUUUCAUUCGUCUUUCUUUCUUUCUUUCUUUCUUUCUUUCUUUCUUUCUUUCUUUCUUUCUUUCUUCUUUCUUUUUUCUUUCUUUCUUUCUUUCUUUUUCAUCCCUUCUUUCUUUUUCUCACCGCAUUUCUCCUUUCUUUCUUUCUUUCUUUCUUUCUUUCUUUCUUUCUUUCUUUGCUGCCAACUGGUUCUUUUUUUCUCUCUCUCUAUUUUGAGCUAUCGACUUUCUUACAUUUCCAAGUUUCGCUUUCCUUUCUAUUGUAAUCUCUCUCUCUCUCUCUCUCACUCUCUCGUUCUCUCUCUCGUUCUCUCUCUCUCUCACUCUCUCUAUUUCUUUUCUUCUUUAACUCACCCUUUCUCUCUUUCACUCAUACUUUCUCUAUAUGCUUUUUAUCUCCCGACCCCCUUUCUCUCUCUCUCUCUCACUCUCUCUCUCUCUCUCUGCUUUCUCAUCCUUUAUACAAUCUAUCAAACCCUUUCACUCACACUUUGUCUAUAUGCUUAA